Molecule: messenger RNA, 1209 nt
Organism: Seminavis robusta
Lineage: Eukaryota; Bacillariophyta; Bacillariophyceae; Naviculales; Naviculaceae
Source: the annotation of a GenBank genome assembly
AUGCCGCGUCUGAACACUCAAUACAUGUACAAUCGCGAAUAUGGCUGCGAUGAUAUAGAGUUUGUGCAGGUGGAUGACCUCCAGGACCUUUCGCCACUUCACAGCUUGGUGGUCACAGGAGCACCUUUGGCGAUGGUUCACCUAGUCUACCAAGCAGAUCCAGCAGCCAUGACAGAUGACAUCUUUCUGGAUGCAUGCUAUCAUAGUCCGUGCGAUGUCAUUGAGUUUCUCAAGGGCCAUGUAGUGGAUCACAUCGUAAAGAUUGCGGACAUCAUGUUGGAAACGCUUGACGACGAUGAACACCCAGAGAAGUUCGAGCCUCUUCUUGACUAUUUUCCAGAAGCCCUAACAUAUUCCAAGGAUCCUGAAAGAGUCUCCAGCCCCUUUACCGAGGCGUUUAGGUGUGCAUCUGAGCUUGGCGAUGCUGUCCUACUCAAAAUGAUACAAUGUCUCCCAUGUUCUUCCAAGCAAAUUCAUGUCUCUCUCCAAUGGACCACUACUGAAACCAAACAAGUAAGGUCAGCAUUGGCAUCGAAGGUGCGGUACAUGACAAACCUGGAAUUCUUGAAAUUGCCAAUCGACUACGGAGACUCUUUUGAUUGUAACAUGGUUGAAGCCAUCUCCCACCAAAUUGCAUCUGGUCCGUUGCAGUAUCUCGAAGUCGACGACGCCGGUAUGGAAUCUGGUGGGUUCUUUCUGCCACUUUUGGAUGCUUUGGCUGGAGCUGGUGAUGCCUCCAAGCUGAAAGAGUUCAAGCUCACAGUACCGGCAGCUACCUGUGCUGGUAUGAUCCAGACUGAUACUUACCAAGACCGCAUGAUUGAGAUCUUGCAGUGGAAUACAACUCUAAAAAAUGUCAACAUAGUCAGGUACCGGGACAUCAAUGGCAAGCGCGUAUGUGAGAAAAGCAAGAAGCAGAACAUCAUUGACUACUAUACAGCACUCAACCGCUAUGGUAGGCAUUUGUUGCGAGAUACAGAGAAGCCUCUGGACAUGGCCCAAUUAAUGACCUCGGUGAUUUCACGAGCAGGUACUCAGGAAGGAGUAUGUGUUGAACAGCUUGUUCCAGUGCUCUUUGGGCUCUUGCGGGAAGCACCUGACAAAUGGAUUUCCUUUCGUGGAGGAAAAGGCAACAAACUGGAGGAGAAGAAAUCAAGCCUGAAACGCAAAGCCUCGAGUUCGCUUGACCGAAGUUCUUUCCAGGGCUAG